AUGGAAACUCAUCUUUGGUAUAUAUUACCUAAUGAGAUCAAGAGCCAAUCUCUACUAAAACACUACACUGAGAUUCUGUCACCAUCAGAGAAAGAUCAUCUUCUUCGUAUGCGUUGUGAUGAGCUAAAGAAGAAGAAUGUUUUGCUUGCUCGUACCUCGGUCCGAACCACCAUUGCAAGAUAUCAGACAAACAACAACAACACUACUGUGGUGGAUCCAAAGUCAUUGAAGUUCAAGAAGAAUUUGUAUGGAAAGCCUGAAGUUGUAGAUUUGGACAAUGAUGAUACUAACCAUCCGAAACUGCAAUUCAACAUCUCACACACUGAUUCGUUAAUAGCUUGUGGAGUUACAGUAAACGUUCCGAUUGGUAUUUGA
This is a messenger RNA of Arabis nemorensis, 375 nucleotides long. NCBI's taxonomy places the organism in Eukaryota, Viridiplantae, Streptophyta, Magnoliopsida, Brassicales, Brassicaceae. The record is from the annotation of a GenBank genome assembly.